AUGUCCCGUUUCUUUUCGUCUAAUUAUGAAUACGAUGCUGCCAGUUCUUCAUCCGAAGAAGAUCUUUUGUCUUCAUCCGAAGAAGAUUUGUUAAGCUCUUCCUCUUCUGAGUCUGAAUUGGAACAAGAGUCCGAUGAUUCUUUCUUCAAUGAGAGUGAAAGUGAAAGUGAAGUUGAUGUAGACUCUGACGACUCUGAUGCAAAGCCUUAUGGUCCUGACUGGUUCAAAAAAUCCGAGUUUAGAAAACAAGGUGGAGGUUCAAAUAAAUUUUUGAAAAAUUCCAACUAUGAAUCCAGUGACGAAGAAUCUGAUGACGAAGAUAACAAGAAGGUUGUUAAAUCUGCCAAGGAGAAACUACUGGAUGAAAUGCAAGAUGUAUAUAAUAAGAUCUCUCAAGCUGAGAAUUCUGAUGAUUGGUUGACUAUUUCCAAUGAAUUUGAUCUGAUCUCGCGUCUUUUGAUUAGAGCGCAACAACAAAACUGGGGCACUCCAAACAUUUUUAUCAAAGUUGUUGCCCAAGUGGAAGAUGCUGUGAAUACUACUCAACAAGCUGACUUGAAAAACAAGGCUGUUGCCAGGGCUUAUAACACCACAAAACAAAGAGUCAAGAAGGUUUCCAGAGAGAAUGAAGACUCAAUGGCCAAAUUCAGAAAUGAUCCAGAAUCCUUUGAUAGGGAGCCAACCGCAGAUUUGGAUGUUUCUGUCAAUGGAUUCAAAACUUCAUCUCAAGGUGAUGAGUUAGCCGUGGAAGAAGGGUACUUUACCAGACUGCAGACGAUUAUCGAUUCAAGAGGUAAGAAAACUGUUAAUCAACAAUCUUUGAUUUCCACUCUGGAAGAACUACUGGCUGUGGCUGAAAAACCAUAUGAGAUUAUAAUGGCUUAUUUGACUUUGAUUCCAUCAAGAUUCGAUGCCUCGGCUAAUCUCUCUUAUCAACCAAUCGAUCAAUGGAAAUCUUCAUUUACCGAUAUUGGUAACUUAUUGUCUAUUUUGGACCAAACUAUCGACACAUACCAGGUGAGUGAGUUCGCUGAUCCAAUCGAUUUCAUCGAAGAUGAACCAAAGGAGGAGUCCAAUGGGGUGAAGAGAAUUUUGGGUUCCAUUUUCUCAUUUGUUGAAAGAUUAGACGACGAAUUCAUGAAAUCCUUAUUAAACAUCGAUCCACAUUCUAGUGAUUAUUUGAUUCGUUUAAGAGACGAACAGCUCGUUUACAAUUUGAUUUUGAGAACUCAAUUGUACUUUGAAGCUACUUUGAAAGAUGAACACGACCUAGAAACAGCUUUGACUCGUCCAUUCGUUAAGAGAUUGGAUCAUAUCUAUUACAAAUCUGAGAAGUUGAUAAAGAUUAUGGAAACUGCUGCUUGGGAAAUCAUACCAGCUCAAUACCAAUCCAAAUUCACUUCAAAAGACCAACUAAAUUCCGAUGAUUACGUCGACAAUUUAAUAGACGGAUUAUCGACAAUCUUAUCCAAGCAAAACAAUAUCGCUGUUAAAAAACGUGCUAUUUUAUACAACAUUUACUACACUGCAUUAAACAAAGAUUUUCAAACCGCAAAGGACAUGUUAUUGACCUCCCAAGUUCAAACUAACAUCAACCAAUUUGAUUCCUCUUUGCAAAUUUUAUUCAACAGAGUUGUCGUUCAAUUGGGUUUAUCCGCCUUCAAACUAUGUUUAAUUGAAGAGUGUCAUCAAAUCUUGAAUGAUCUUUUAUCAAGUUCCCACUUGAGAGAAAUUUUAGGCCAACAAUCCUUGCACAGAAUUUCCAUCAAUUCUAGUAAUAAUGCCUCAGCUGAUGAACGUGCUAGACAAUGUCUACCAUACCACCAACACAUCAAUCUAGAUUUAAUCGAUGUGGUCUUCUUAACAUGCUCUUUAUUGAUCGAAAUCCCAAGAAUGACUGCAUUCUAUUCCGGUAUUAAGGUUAAGAGAAUCCCAUACUCUCCAAAAUCCAUUCGUCGUUCUUUGGAACAUUAUGAAAAGUUAAGUUUCCAGGGUCCACCAGAAACUUUGAGAGACUAUGUCUUAUUUGCUGCCAAAUCAAUGCAAAAGGGUAACUGGAGAGACUCUGUCAAAUACUUGAAGGAAAUAAAGUCUUGGGCCUUAUUGCCAAACAUGGAAACUGUUUUGAACAGUUUAACCGAGAGAGUACAAGUCGAAUCUUUGAAGACUUACUUCUUCUCCUACAAGAGAUUCUACUCAAGCUUUUCCGUUGCUAAAUUAGCCGAAUUGUUUGAUCUUCCAGAGGAUAAAGUUGUCGAAGUUCUACAAUCUGUUAUCACAGAACUAGAAAUUCCAGCCAAAUUGAACGAUGAAAAAACUAUUUUCCUUGUCGAAAAGGGUGACGAAAUUACUAAGUUGGAAGAAGCCAUGGUCAAAUUAAACAAAGAAUAUAAAAUCGCUAAAGAACGUCUUAACCCACCAUCAAAUCGUCGUUAA
This is a messenger RNA of Saccharomyces kudriavzevii IFO 1802, 2436 nucleotides long. It is a transcript of the gene NIP1, whose product is annotated as translation initiation factor eIF3 core subunit c. The record is from RefSeq and is a predicted model, not a curated record. Bases 1 to 2436 code for a protein of 811 amino acids. Lineage: Eukaryota; Fungi; Ascomycota; Saccharomycetes; Saccharomycetales; Saccharomycetaceae. Gene Ontology annotation, biological process: translational initiation. Gene Ontology annotation, molecular function: translation initiation factor activity; RNA binding; translation initiation factor binding. Gene Ontology annotation, cellular component: eukaryotic translation initiation factor 3 complex. The transcript has a single exon.